Molecule: messenger RNA, 1202 nt
Organism: Anguilla rostrata (American eel)
Lineage: Eukaryota; Metazoa; Chordata; Actinopteri; Anguilliformes; Anguillidae
Product: tumor necrosis factor receptor superfamily member 6B-like
Exons: 4
Coding region: 142-1050 (302 amino acids)
Molecular function (GO): protein binding
Source: RefSeq, a predicted model, not a curated record
GUCUUUCUGUUCAAACCCACGCACAUAUCAAUAGUUUCUAGCUUUCACUCUCUUUUCCCGCCUACAAACGUUUGCAAUAUAAACCCGUAAAAUUACUUACUCAACCUCACAAGCGGCAGGACAGGAGUAAAGUGCAAUAAAAUGUUGCUCUUAGUGGUGAUGUUUCUAGCUGUGGUCACCGAUGCCACGACAAUAUCAGUACCUACCUACGAGCGCCAUGAUCCCGUCACCGGCGUCACACUCACCUGUAACCGCUGUCCUCCAGGAUACCAUAAGCAUGCGGACUGCACGGCGACACGUGAGACCCAGUGCGUCCCGUGUAAACCGAGACACUUCACCCAGCACUGGAACUACCUGUCGAAAUGCCUAUACUGCAACAACUUCUGUGGGGAGAACGAAUUCGUCAAACAGGAGUGCUCUCCUCUCACUAACAGGGUCUGCGAGUGCAAAGAGGGCUAUUAUCAUAACCAUGGCUUUUGCAUUAGACACACGAGAUGUCCUUCCGGGCAAGGAGUGGAAUUGAAAGGGACUGCACACAGGGACACGGCUUGUGUGAAGUGUUCGUCCGGCACGUACUCCGCCAGCAGCUCAGCGUACGAGACCUGCAUUAAUCACACUGACUGCGCGGCUCUAGGUCUCCAGACUGUCGUCAAAGGCACAACCUGGCACGACAAUAUCUGCGCCUCUUGUGAAGACCUUGAAGUUCGAGGUGUGUUAGAUUAUUUGAAGGAAAUCCUUCCAGCUUUCAUUGCUCACCAGAGGAUAAAGCCAAAGAAAGUGCAUAGAUUUAUGAGAAGGCUUCUAAUAAAGAGCAACAACGAGAGACUACCAGAGUACACUGGAGAUUUUGAUACCUCAAACAUUUUGGAGAAUCACUUCAGGAAGUGGGUCAAAGAGGCCAGCAAAAAUAGUCUCAAGGAGCUCCCUGAAUUUCUCCGGAAAUUCAGACUGUAUAAUGCUGCCGAUAAACUAGAGAGAAAAAUUAAUAAAGUUGAGAAUGGUGCUAAACUGUGCAGCAUGCCACCUUGUCCGUUCCUCUGCAGCAUAUAGUAACUAUAUACCUCACCAACGUACCCAAUGUUUUGUGAAAAUCAUGUUGCUUCCCUUCAUUAUCCAUUUCCUAUGUGUAAAUUUCAUGACUGAAUACAUUUCACAUACUGUUUCUGACCCAAAUAAAAAAAAUAAAAAUAGCCUUGAAUUGA